UUAUAACACGUAUUUACUGGUAAUUUUGAAUUACGUUAGACUUUGAAAAAAAUACAAAGGCUUUAUGAUCAGAUUAUGCGCGCGUGCUAGGCCGUUUGGGUAGCUUUUCUAAAUGUUUGAAUUGCUUGCAUGCAUGUGUAAACCAGUCUACGAUGUAAACCAGCAGCUAGCUAAUGUUAGCUUGGCUAGAUCAGAGGAGAAAGUGUGUUUGCGGUCGUUUUGACAGCUCACCAGAAAUAGAAAAUACUUUCCGGCCGUUUGGAGAUUUUAAGUUUUACCGGUUCGCGGCUGAUGACAAAAUAAGUGUUCCACGAUAAUAUGCCUUAGAGAGUUGAAAAAGCCAAGGUUAUCUAGCCAUUCACGUACAGUAGAUGAUGUUUCCUUAAUGUCGAGGGACGUGACGCCAAAUUUCGUUUACAAAUCUCAACAUUCACGUUAAAGAUUUUUUACUCAAAUAUAAAUUCUUGGUAUAACGUGAAUGAAGACACUGCACGUAAGAGUUGGGAAACACGUCUAUUCAAACAACAUCCUACCAAAACACAACGUGUUGGUGGCGGUACCAAGCAACACACUCAUUUAUGACAUUUGGCCUAUUUUAUUGACACAUGUUGUUUAACGGAUCUUUUAAAUGCCGAAAUUAUCUUAACAUAUUAACAAAUACAGAUAAGUCUUAAUCUAUGUUUCCUUAUUUUUUUAAAACUUAUUUCUAGUAGAAAUACCAAGCGAAAUUGCUAUUUUAAAGCGAUAAUCGGUUCUCUUUUAAUAAAACGGCCUUUAUUGUAGUUAUAGUAUUUUUUGUAUAGUUUGCAUAUUUUUUUUACCGCAGUGAAGAGCUGUAUUAAGGAGGUGGAGCAUCCCGCUGGGUGCACGGCGUGUCAUGGAUGCAAUAAAAGAGGGUCACAAGAGCACCCUGAGCUCGGGCAAAAUGGUAGCUCUGGCUGCGGGGCUCUCUGUCGGGGCCACAGUGGGCUACAUCGUCUAUCGCCAUAUAAGCAGCAGCAACAACAUUAGUCAGGGGCCCAACACUGACGUGUCCAAGAUGACACUUCCAGUGGAGGUUUAUAAGAACAUAUCCAGACACCAAGCCAGGUUUUUGGACAUGAUGACCCAGAAGUCUGGCGCUCAUGUGAGGGUUUUGUCAGAUUCCGUAGAGCCUGGCUGUAAGACUGUAUGUUUCCUGCUGCAGGGCUCUAAGGAGCAGGUCCUGCUGGCCCGCUGUGUCCUGGAGAACCUGGUCACUGACUGUGAACCAGUGACUGAGGCUUUGGAAGUUCCUCAGACAGCCUUUGGGCGUAUAAUAGGCCGUGGUGGAGAGAGUUUGAAACUGAUCACCAGGACCACAGGGGCCAAAGUGGCUUGUUCCAAAGAGAAGACACUGGGUCCUGGGGCCAAGGGCAACGUGACCAUCGCAGGGACCAGACAGGAGGUGGAACAGGCCAAGGAGCUGAUUCUAGAAAAAGUCAGAGAGGACAUGAUGGUGAGGACGAAGAUUUCCCAGUCGUCUGCCCUGCGGCAGAAACGUGGCCACACUGCUGUGAAUCAGAGGUCGUACAGCACAGAGACUGAAGCACCAGUGGGCUUUAACAACAAUGGUCUCUGCUCCCAGACAGAGAAAAACGGGCUUAUCCAUGCUAAUGGUACCAAAAGACAACCAGAAAAUAUUUUUGACAAGAUCGAGGAGCUGAAAAUCACCAACACAGACAACAAGGAGGAGGAGGACAGUGUCUCCACAGACUCUCUCUCUGAAGUUUCAAAGUUUGAAAUUCCCAGCCCGGACCUGAGCUUCCAGCCUGAUGAACAUCUCGAGGUUUAUGUUUCUGCAUCAGAGAACCCAAACCACUUCUGGAUCCAGAUCCUGGGGGUUCGAUCCCUUCAGCUGGACAAACUGACAGAGGAGAUGACCCGCUUCUAUAACAGUGGCAACCCCACAGAGCACAGGGUGGAGACCAUUGUGGUCGGGGACAUUGUGUCUGCUCCAUACCACAACCACGGCACGUGGAACAGGGCCAGGGUGCUGGGAGUGCUGGGCUCUGGAGUGGUGGACCUUUACUAUGUUGACUUUGGGGACAACGGGGAGCUGGCCAGAGACAGCCUCUGCCGUAUGAGGAGUGACUUCCUCAGCUUACCAUUCCAAGCUAUUGAGUGCAACUUAGCAGGAGUGAGACCAAAAGGAGAGGUGUGGACUGAGGGUGCACUGGAUGAUUUUGAGCAGCUGACGUACUGUGCCUCCUGGAGCCCCCUGCAGGCCAAACUCUGCAGCUACUCUCACUCUGAGAUCUCCUCCUGGCCCAGUGUCAAGCUGUACGACAACAGUGAGGGCAAGACUGUAGAUAUUGGUGAGGAGCUCAUAAGGCUGGGCCAUGCGGUCAGCUUCCAGGAAGUGGUGAACGGGAGGACUGAGGGCGAUAAUCUUGGCUGUCUACAGAGGAUGCUGGAUGACGUGAUAGGAGCAUCAUCAGAGCUAAGUCUUUCCUGUAUCAGUUUAUCAGAAGCUGCGUCAAUCUCAGGAAGUGUCGAUGAUGUCAUAGAAGAUGAGCUGAUCUGAGACCAAAGAUGUACAUAAAUAUCAAGCACUGACCAUCCACUCCUCAGCAUCAGUUCGAAGGAGAAGAAGGAGACGUUUCCUUGUCUGACCCUAACUCCACCACGUUAAUCCUCAUCGUCAAGCCUUACCAACAGUUAUUUAAGCCAUAUUCACUUUAUUGUUGUCACUUCAGUACAAUUCUUAUGUUUUGCCUUGAUGCUGUUCUGUGGUACCCAACACUGCUUUGCUUAUAUGUGUCGUUACUAUAUUUUGUGUUCAAAAAAUGAAGAGAGGAACAAAAACGGAAUGCCAGUAUUAUUUUUGGAAAGCACUGUGAUGAGUCAGUGUAAAAGAAGGCAGCUGGUUUGCUUAAUAUUCAGUUUUUUUCUCUACUUGUAUGUAUAUUAAGAUUGAAUGUCCUACAUAUUGGGCUUCACAAGUUAUUAUAUUUUGGAAAUGAAACGAUACAGUAGUAUUGAAUGUGAACCGCAGAUUGUGUUCAGUGUAAAGCUAUGGCAUCUACUGUAUCAAUACAGAGGAAAGUGUUAGUUUGUCUUCAGAGGUGUAAUACACUGCACUAUAUAGAAUAAAGGAUUUAUUUUAUGUCA
This is a messenger RNA of Cottoperca gobio, 3132 nucleotides long. RefSeq names its product tudor and KH domain containing (gene tdrkh). The transcript is spliced from 14 exons. Gene Ontology annotation, molecular function: RNA binding. Gene Ontology annotation, cellular component: P granule. NCBI's taxonomy places the organism in Eukaryota, Metazoa, Chordata, Actinopteri, Perciformes, Bovichtidae. Gene Ontology annotation, biological process: piRNA processing; spermatogenesis; P granule organization. The record is from RefSeq and is a predicted model, not a curated record. The coding region runs from base 878 to 2545 and encodes 555 amino acids.